UUCCUCCCCCCACCCCGCCCCCACCCCACAAGUCCCCGAUUCUCGUCGGUCCUCGGCGCGGGCAGCGGGCGGCGGAGGCAGCGCGCCGCGGUCGCCGGGAGCCGGGAGCCCCGGGCGCCCGCGCCUCGGCGCACCAUGUUCCAGCCGGCGCCCAAGCGCUGCUUCACCAUCGAGUCGCUGGUGGCCAAGGACAGUCCCCUGCCCGCCUCGCGCUCGGAGGACCCCAUCCGUCCCGCGGCGCUCAGCUACGCCAACUCCAGCCCCAUAAACCCGUUCCUCAACGGCUUCCACUCGGCCGCCGCCGCCGCCGCCGCCGGCAGGGGCGUCUACUCCAACCCGGACUUGGUGUUCGCCGAGGCGGUCUCGCACCCGCCCAACCCCGCCGUGCCGGUGCACCCGGUGCCGCCGCCGCACGCCCUGGCCGCCCACCCCUUGCCCUCCUCGCACUCGCCACACCCCCUCUUCGCCUCGCAGCAGCGGGACCCGUCCACCUUCUACCCCUGGCUCAUCCACCGCUACCGAUAUCUGGGCCACCGCUUCCAAGGGAACGACACAAGUCCCGAGAGCUUCCUUUUGCACAACGCUCUGGCCCGAAAGCCGAAGCGGAUCCGAACGGCCUUUUCCCCAUCCCAGCUUCUGAGGCUGGAACACGCCUUCGAGAAGAACCACUACGUGGUGGGCGCCGAGCGCAAGCAGCUGGCGCACAGUCUCAGCCUCACAGAAACUCAGGUAAAAGUAUGGUUUCAGAACCGAAGGACAAAGUUCAAAAGACAGAAGCUGGAAGAAGAAGGCUCAGAUUCGCAACAAAAGAAAAAAGGGACACACCAUAUUAACCGGUGGAGGAUCGCCACCAAACAGGCGAGUCCCGAGGAAAUAGAUGUGACCUCAGAUGAUUAAACCCACAAAUGGAACCCCCACAGACGCGGACAACACGAAGCAAAACCGAGAUCGAGAGGAGGAGAAACAAAAAUAACAAACUUCCAAAUCAAAACCAAACCGCACACACGUUCACCGAGAAGGGGAGAGGGAGUGAGAGCAGCAGCGGAAGCUGGGGACCAGGAGGGCAGCGAGGACAGUCCCGAUCUGAGGCCGCGCGCGCACUGAGAUGGCAGAGGUCAGAGGCGGCUCCUUCAUCAACGCAACCCUUGUCUAAAGAGGCAGAGAGUGAGUGAGUGCGAGAGAGGAGGCAGAGAGUGAGAGAGUGAGUGAGAAGAGAGCGAGAAAGACUGAGCGAGAGAGAGGCAGAGAGAGGCAGAGAGAGACCCUAAUGUGGCCGAAGGCUUUCUGACAAGGGGAGCUGUCAGUCAAACACCAAACCAGCGAGACGAGAUGGUUGGCAGGCAUUCCGUUUAUCGCAGUCCGAUUUUUUUUCUAAAAAAGAUGAUAAUAACACAUACACAUACACACACACACACACACACACACACACACACACGCAAACACCCAACCAGGCACAGGACUUUUUACUUUGCACUUUGCAGUGUCCCCCCCCACCCAUGUUUAAAAGUAAUUAGUGAUAAUAACAAUCGAAAUUCCAUAGCCAGCCCCACCCCACACCUGUUCAAAAACUUGAAUUGCAUGUAGCAGUUGUUGGGUGAAUGGUGUCGAAAGACAGAAAAUGAAUCGUAAUUUUCUUUUCCUUUCAAAGACAGGUUCUGUGUGCCUUUUAUUUGGAUUUUUUUUUUUCGAGAACUGUGCAGUCUGUAAACACUUUUUGAUACCUUCUGACGUCAAAGUGAUCGUGAAAGCUAAGUGAAGUAGGGCUCCGCAUAGUGGUCCUCAUACUGAGAAAUGGGGAGCAGGAGGGGGGCUGGGGGGCGGGGGAGGGUGCCCAGGAGGAGUCAGGACUUGUACUGGAACAAAAAAAAAACCCUAAAUUAAUUGUUUUUCUUGGACAUUCCCUUUCCUAACAUCCUGGGGCUAAAACCAUGAGGUAAAAUUUCUCCUUUUAUUGUUUGGAGAUAUUGACUGAGUUCAACAAUUCACCGGCAAGGCCAUUCCAAACUUUAAAUCUACUGCAGAAACUGACGGACUGUAGUUAGCGGGGAUGAUGUGUUAAGUGUGGCCAAGGACAUGGGCAGCGUGUUUUCAAGCACUGAGUUUCUAUUCCAAGAUCAUAGACUUACUAAAGAGAGUGACAAAUGCUUCCUUAAUGUCUUCUAUACCAGAAUGUAAAUAUUUUUGUGUUUUGUGUUAAUUUGUUAGAAUUCUAACACACUAUAUACUUCCAAGAAGUAUGUCAAUGUCAAUAUUUUGUCAAUAAAGAUUUAUCAAUAUG
Molecule: messenger RNA, 2278 nt
Organism: Sorex araneus (European shrew)
Lineage: Eukaryota; Metazoa; Chordata; Mammalia; Eulipotyphla; Soricidae
Gene: EMX2
Product: empty spiracles homeobox 2
Exons: 3
Coding region: 136-897 (253 amino acids)
Biological process (GO): neuron differentiation; regulation of DNA-templated transcription; central nervous system development
Molecular function (GO): DNA binding; DNA-binding transcription factor activity, RNA polymerase II-specific
Source: RefSeq, a predicted model, not a curated record